CCCGGCUCGCCAUCGCCCCGUCCGGAGCGGCGCGGUCGUUGUGCGCGCAAACCGGCGGCGGCGGCGGCGAUCAUCAUGCCUGGCCGUCGGAGCGGCGCCCUGUCGGAGCGGAGCCCUUUGCUGGCUUACCGGCUGUGCAGCAGCUCCUCGCUGGAGGCGGACGAGGCGGCCCCGACGGCGUCCCGCAAGCUCUCCACCUUCCUGGGCGUCGUGGUGCCCACUUUGCUCUCCAUGUUCAGCGUGGUGCUUUUCCUCCGCCUGGGUUUCGUGGUGGGUCAGGCAGGAUUGUACCAAUCGCUGGUGAUGUUUCUGGUGGCCUAUUUCAUCAUCGGAAUGACAGUCUUGUCGGUGUGCGCGAUCUCCACCAACGGGGCUCUGGAUGCCGGGGGGGCCUACUACAUGAUCAGCCGGGCGUUGGGCCCCGAAUUCGGUGGAAGCAUCGGCCUCAUGUUCUUCUUUGCCAAUGUUUGUGGCAGUGCCCUCUACAUCUUGGGCCUGGUGGAGGCCGUGGUGGAUGACUUUGGCAGCCCGGCAGAGGGGACUAUUGGAACAGCCACACAGGUCCUGCCCCGCGGCUACUGGUUUGAUCUCUUGUAUGCCACGGUCCUUCUGUUCCUGUGCCUUCUCGUCUGCCUUGUGGGUGCCGGCAUCUACGCUAAGGCCACCUUCCUCAUCUUCCUCAUCGUCAUGGUGGUGCUGGGCACUGUCUGCAUCAGCUUCUUUAUCGUGGGCGUCAGGGUCGUGGGGCUUCCCGCGACCACGGAUGGCAACCGCACCGAACUCGCCAAUGCAUCCUUCACGGGAUUCAAACUCAGCACCCUCCUGGAUAAUCUGCAUGCGGACUACAGUGUCGAUUACACAACUGGCCGGCUGAUGAGCUUCAGCACUGUCUUUGCCGUCAUGUUUAACGGUUGCACAGGAAUCAUGGCUGGGUCAAACAUGUCAGGCGAUCUCAAGCGGCCCAGCUAUUCCAUUCCUCGGGGCACCAUCAUGGCCGUGAUGUUCACCUACAUCGUGUACAAUUUGUUGGCGGUUCUCCUGAGCUGCACCUGUGACAGGAGUCCCCACACAGUCCAUUUUAGAUGCCAGUACAACCAUUCUUUCAUUUUUCUCUCCCCCCCACCCUCUGUACUGCCUGUCCCUUGGGAUAAAGGCAAAGUUUUGAGCCCAGCGAAGCAGACCUCGCGUGGGAACCCCUGGAUGGCUGUCAUUUUCUCCUGGAUCCUUGUACAGCUGGUGCUGUUUUCCGGGAAGCUGAAUACCAUCGCUGCAGUGGUCACCAUCUUCUUCCUCCUGGUUUACGCUACGGUGGAUUUGGCCUGCCUGGCGCUCGAGUGGGCCUCUGCCCCGAACUUCAGGCCCACCUUCAAGUAUUUCACGUGGCACACCUGUGUGCUGGGCAUUGCUGGCUGUGUCGUGAUGGUCUUCCUCAUCAGCCCCAUCUACGCUUCGGCCAGUGUGGCCUUCAUGGUCAUCCUGCUGGUGGCCCUCCAUUACCUGUCCCCCAGCAGCAGCUGGGGCUACAUCAGCCAAGCUUUGAUCUUCCACCAGGUCCGCAAGUACCUGCUGCUGUUGGACAUCCGUAAAGAACACGUCAAAUUUUGGCGCCCGCAAGUCUUGCUGAUGGUACGGAAUCCACGCACCUCCCUCCAGCUCAUCCGCUUCAUCAACGACCUCAAGAAAAGUGGCUUGUACGUGCUCGGCCACGUAGAGCUGGCGGAUCUGGACUGCCUCCCUUCUGACCCCUUGCCGGACCAGUCCGACUCCUGGCUGCAGCUGGUGGACCGGUUGAACAUCAAAGCCUUCGUCAACCUGACACUCGCCAGCUCGGUGCGGCGCGGCACACAGCAGCUGCUCUUCAUCUCGGGACUAGGAGGCAUGAGGCCUAACACCAUCGCGCUGGGCUUCUAUGACAACCCGCCCCUGCUAGACAACGUGUCCCAGCCCACCGCCUUCAGCAGCGACGAGGCAAUUUGGCAUGACUUCCCUCCCGUCUGGAGCUCCGGAGGCCCCAAGCAGCUUUCUUCCUGGGAGUACGUGGCCAUCAUCUGCGACGCCAUGAAGAUGUCGCGCAACGUCCUUCUGGCCCGCUACUUCGACCAGCUCCAGCUGCCUCAGACCGCCGGGUGGCGAGCCCAACCUCUCAUCGAUGUCUGGCCCAUCAACCUCCUGCGGCCCGACAGCGCCCGCUACGUCGACACCAGCAGCCUCUUCCUGUUACAGAUGGGCUGCGUCCUGGCCAUGACUCGGUCGUGGCGACGGUCUCGGUUGCGCCUCUUCCUGUGCGUGCAGAGUUGCACCAGCCCCCAGGGCCAGGAGGACAAGCUGCGGCAGCUUCUGAAGAGCCUGCGCAUCCAGGCAAAAGUCCAGCUGGUGCUGUGGGACGACGUGGUCGCUCUCCAUUGGCACAGCCGCCAGGAAGACUCGGCGGACGGCGCCCUCAACUUCUCCAGCAACAUAACCUCAGUUUCCGACGAGUACUUGACUGCGGUUAACCAGCUGAUCCUCCAACAGAGUUCCGCCCCUACUGUCCGCUUCCUUUACCUGCCCCGUCCUCCCGCGGACACUAAUUUAUACCCCAGGUAUUUGGAACAGCUGGAGAUCCUGACCCACGGACUGGGCCCCACACUGCUGGUGCAUGGGGUGAGUGCCGUCACGAGCACUCAGCUGUAAAGCAGGGUGGUCUGUUGUCCACGGUGGGCAAGGGUUGGUGGUUGACAGAACACCAGGCCGAGGUGGCCCUUAAGGAUCGAAGGGAAGGGGAGAUGAAGAUCGACCAGCAAUAUUCUUGCCUGAAGUUGGGGUUCCACAUCUCCCCAAGCUUUUCCUCCCAGGCUGGGGUGCUGCGAUGCCUCCCAACGCACGGCAACGGUGCAAGCAAGGUUGGAGGCCCCGGCUCAGUGGUCCUAGCCGAGAGCUUCCGUCGAGCGGCGUCUUCUCUGGGCUGCUUUUCCAGACUCCCGAGAGAACGAACUCCUUGUAACAACCAAAGAAUAGGGACCUGAGUCUGGGUCCUUCAUCUUUGGAGUUUUGGGCAGCCAGAAAGUUCUUUGGCGCCGGUGGCUUUGGAAAACUCUGUGACGGCUGCCUUUCUUUGCACGCUUGUAAAGAUGGGAACAGAAUUAAAGGUGGCAUUGUUGGAUUUAAAACUCUGGUGAUGGCAGGGGAGCUGUUUCUUACUAACAACAAUCAGGAUUUAAAGCAGGGGUCGCCGAACUUGGCAACUUUUAAGACUUGUGGCCUUCAACUCCCAGAAUU
Molecule: messenger RNA, 3258 nt
Organism: Notechis scutatus (mainland tiger snake)
Lineage: Eukaryota; Metazoa; Chordata; Lepidosauria; Squamata; Elapidae
Source: RefSeq, a predicted model, not a curated record